This is a messenger RNA of Ilyonectria robusta, 574 nucleotides long. RefSeq lists its product as uncharacterized. The coding region runs from base 51 to 488 and encodes 145 amino acids. Lineage: Eukaryota; Fungi; Ascomycota; Sordariomycetes; Hypocreales; Nectriaceae. The record is from RefSeq and is a predicted model, not a curated record. The transcript has 2 exons.
AUCCAAUCUCCCUCUUCAAAAAACUUCAUUUUCAGGUUGGCACGCGCAAAAUGACGAACCCCACUCCUAUCAUUCUAUGCGGCAAGACUGAACAGAUUGGCAAAGGUGUUAUCGAAGGCCUCAAGCCUGAGUAUGAAGUCGUGCACUUUGUCCUCACCCCGGAAGCGGGGGCCAAAGAAAUCCCCCAGGUAUUGCAAGGAAUAAUGCCCGAAGUCAAGAGCAGCGACAUCGGGUCCGGGAACCUAGACCGCGGCGUCAAGGCAGUCGUCCUCGGAGCAGCAUAUCACCACAAAGGAAUAGAUGCGAUGAAGGAGGCAGCGUCUUCGGUCGCCAACAUCCCCUGGGUCAAACAGGAUAUAACUCUGCCUACACCGCCGCUGGGACCAGAGUAUGGUAAGGCGAUGGUCGCGAGGGUAAAAGAGUCCCUCGGUAAACUUGAGGCAUCGGGGAAGCUCGGAGCGGGUGAAGGAGGCAUAUUUUGGUACUGAAUAAAGUUGAGUAAAUAUCAAGCCUUAUUGUUGAGCGCAGCGUACAUGUCAUAGGAGAUAAAGUAUACACAAGUGUUUUCAUUGCA